This is a messenger RNA of Rhipicephalus microplus (southern cattle tick), 2156 nucleotides long. Its product is annotated as tyrosine-protein kinase receptor torso. Gene Ontology annotation, molecular function: transmembrane receptor protein tyrosine kinase activity; ATP binding; protein binding. Gene Ontology annotation, biological process: cell surface receptor protein tyrosine kinase signaling pathway; protein phosphorylation; positive regulation of kinase activity. NCBI's taxonomy places the organism in Eukaryota, Metazoa, Arthropoda, Arachnida, Ixodida, Ixodidae. The record is from RefSeq and is a predicted model, not a curated record. Gene Ontology annotation, cellular component: signaling receptor complex; plasma membrane.
AUGUCGCCGGCGGCCGCAUCCUCCAAGUCUUCCGACACGGAGCAGCUGAGCUCGACAAGCCAGUUUCUGCGGCUGCACAGGAACGCAUUCCGGCUCAUUCGGAGGUCAGGAGACACGUACGAGGUCCCCUAUGAGGCCCUAGAAGUGCACGAAGAGAUUGGCCGAGGCGCCUUUAGCGUCGUGCACAGGGCCCACGUAUGGUUGGGAAAAGUGCGGGAGACGGUCGCCGUCAAGAUGCUCAAAGACAAUCCGACGACCGAGGAGAGAAGGAACCUCCAGCGAGAAAUCGAGCUGCUCAAGCUGGUGGGCAAGCACGCCAACGUGGUCAACAUGCGAGCUUACUGCACGAUCGGGUCCCGGCUAGCACUGGUCGUUGAGUACUGCCCACUGGGUGACCUCAGGACGUACCUCAUCAAGAUCAAGCCUUGCGAAAAGUCCUCGAGCAGCGGUGAUCCAGGACAUCUGGACGUGUCGACAUCGAGCACCGAUUCUGGCAUUCAAGAAGAUAUUGGGGACGCGCCACCACUGAUGAUUCUCCUGUCGCUAGCGCGGCAAGUAGCCCAAGGAAUGGAGUUCCUAUCCUCGAAGCGCGUGGUGCAUCGUGACCUGGCUGCCCGCAACGUUUUGCUGGUCAGCGAGCAUCACGCCAAGAUCGCUGACCUGGGCUUGUCCAGGGACACGUACGAGGAAGGCGUGUACCGCAAGCAAGGAACGGGUCUCCUGCCAGCCCGCUGGAUGGCGCUCGAGUCGCUCUCUCACAUGACCUACACCACCAUGAGCGACGUGUGGUCCUUCGGCGUGCUACUGUGGGAAGUGGCUAGUCUUGGUGCCGCGCCUUACGCCGGCGUUGCUAACCAUCAGCUGCUGGACUUCCUGACGGCAGGACACCGCUUGACGAAGCCGGUCAACUGUCCACAAGAAACGUACGACCUGAUGACUUCGUGCUGGAACGCCAGCCCCAUUUGCAGGCCCACAUUUUCAGCGAUCGUGAGCAGACUCGAUGGGAUCCUGGAGCAGUCGCAGGAAUAUUUUAGUUUCACUUCGGAAUCUCAAUAGCGUGGCGGUUCCCGUCACUUAUUGCACUACUGUUCGUCUGACGGUUCGCAAGUUCUGGUGAAGGGAAGCAGGCCUUCUGCCCACUCAAGGACUUCGACUUCAAUAUAAUACGAAAGUGUCUGAACCAUUACUGACAACUUCGCGAGAACUAUAUAAUUCUCGUUUCGACUGUUUUGCCAAGAUGUAACUUUUUGUUAUACUACAUAGUCAAACUUUUUAUUGUUUUCUGGCAUAUGGUGAUUUUCGUUCUGGGCCUUAGAAAAGUGCAAGUGUUGAAUGGUGCGUAGUUCAAAGAUUAUGAAAAAAUAUAUCGUUUUCGUUAUUGCUCAGGUAUACAGAUAGUAAGUCAGAUGUGCCUGCGCGAGAGUGAUUACAGCCCGAAAUAUAUUUAUAGUUGCGGUUGCAUCGCGAAGCUGUGUCCGGAAGCUUUCGCAUUGAAAUGCCGUGAAUAACGGGCAGGUGGGCUGCCAUUUCUGGUCACGCAAUAGCUGAGCUUGCAGAUUAGUUUUGAACGUCGCGGUGUUGAAUCCCGGACGCAUUUCGAUGCUGGAAGCCCACGUAGUUACAUUUUGGUGAGAGGUGAUAUUUCCAGAAUUUCUGGGGGGUCUCCCACUAAAUUGCAUCUCAUACUUAUAUCAGGUGUUUUGCUAUGCUAACCCCAACAAGUGCUAUUAUUAGACGGUAUGCGUUUCAUUGAAAUAGUCCGCGGGUCGGAUAGAAUGCAUUUUCGUUGCCAUUCUUGCGAAGCCGAAGAAAAAGGAAUGGAGAGGUGAAAUAUCACGAAGCUUGUACUGUACGCAAAGUUGCAUAGGUAACUCGUUUGAGUGAGUGAAGUAAAGUAUUCGUGUCAUUCAACUAGGUUUUGUUUUUUGUUGAAAGCUUUAUAUCGUCAUGCAUUUGUCGGGAGGGGUAAUUUGUAGCGUAAUCAUCAUCAUCGCCGUUCGUCAUCAUCGAUAUUUCGUAGCCACAGCUCGUGUCUCUCGCACAGUAAGAGAACGAGUUCACGCUCCUGGCUUGACGGACGCUGGAAGCCGCCACCGCUCCGCUUCAGGCCCGACGAAUAAAGUGUAGAGUUUGGCCCGGCCCUGUCGGCCGCCUUC